Messenger RNA from Lineus longissimus, 943 nucleotides. RefSeq names its product ethanolamine kinase 1-like. Gene Ontology annotation, cellular component: cytoplasm. The transcript is spliced from 5 exons. The coding region runs from base 2 to 451 and encodes 149 amino acids. Gene Ontology annotation, biological process: phosphatidylethanolamine biosynthetic process. The record is from RefSeq and is a predicted model, not a curated record. Gene Ontology annotation, molecular function: ethanolamine kinase activity. NCBI's taxonomy places the organism in Eukaryota, Metazoa, Nemertea, Pilidiophora, Heteronemertea, Lineidae.
CAUGAAGCCCGUAUUCUGCUAUAACGAUAUCAAUAUUACGAACUUGGUAUAUCAGUCUGGAAACGAUCGUGUCAUUUUCCUGGACUAUGAAUGGGCCGGAUUCAGCUCAGUGGCAUAUGAAAUUGGCUACCACCUUGCCUCAGUUCACUCUGGAACUGCUAAGGAUCUGACCGGUUUAAUGCCUACAGAUUCAUACGUCAGAGAGUGGGUAAGCAAGUACCUCAGGAAAAAGGCACAGAUUACGGGCAGUGGUGAAAUGGUUUCCGAAUAUGCUAUCAGUAAAUUAGUCCAUGAAGUGGAUGUACUAAUGCCGAUAACUGUCUUUUUAGUGGCCUUGAUUUGUAUUCGUUUGGCCUCGUUACCGGAAAAGGAAGACAAACUUGGUUUUGAUUAUAUCGGUAAUGGAGCUGCACGAUUCGACUACUACUUCAAGUCCAAGAAGGAACCCUGAUGAAGGGAAACAUUAGAGAGACUGCAAACACAUGAGACUCUCACUGCAGCUGCUGAACAAAAGUAGUCUAAUGAUUAGUAUGCUUUCGAUUAAACUUUACUUUAUAAUUUUUUAAAGAUCAGCACAGAUUUGACAAAAGUUGGAAACUCACCAUCUCCGAAUUGUGUAUGUUCACCGCAUAUCGGCAUGGAAAUGAACGCUAAAUAAACAGGUAAUCUACAGCUCAGUCUGUUUAUGCAGCAUGGGAGUUGUCUAGACCGUUUUUGCCAAUUCCAAUGUUUUUUUUUCCAGGAUGAACAUUUCUGCAUACCUUGUGUCGCGACUAAGCAUGCUUUUAAAAUGAAAUAACUUGACGCUUUUCUUGGAAAGAUGCCACCAGUCUGCUUCCUCUCAACAGUCCACGUUUAACCGACUUCCAAAAAUUCGGUACAUAAGCGUUUUAUUAAAAUGCGGUUCAAAGAAUAAAUCAUUUUCAUUUGAUACGAGAGCUGA